UCCCCUCGCGUGUAUUUUAUUCGGAUGUUUGUGAGGUGGAUGGAGGAGCAGCUCGCCGAGGAAGCCAUGAGGAGAGCGUCCGCGUCCCUCGGACGGAUCGCCGUCGGUAAAAGGAGACAAUAACCGGAGAUCCUUUUUUCUUUUUUGCUUCUUUCGUGGAGAAGAAAACGAUCCGUCGAUGAGGAAACAAAGAGGGACGAGAUGGUAGAGAAUGGCGGCACCUGACCUCCUUGACCCGAAGUCUGCCGCCCACAACUCCAAACCUCGCCUGUCAUUCUCCGUCAACCCGGUGGUGCUGAACACUCCAGAGGACGAGUGCGACGCCCGGACUAUUGUCAUGAGGUGGAAAACGGUGUCGGCCAUCUUCUUCUUGGUGGUGGUUUACCUCAUCAUCGGGGCGACGGUGUUCAGAGCGCUGGAGCAGCCUCACGAGAGCUCACAGAAACUGGCCAUUCUGGAACAAAAACUGGAAUUCCUGGCCAUGCAUGCCUGCGUGAACUCGUCUGAGCUGGAGGAUUUGGUGAAGCAAGUGUUUUCUGCAGUCCGAGCAGGUGUGAACCCUUCGGAAAACGCGUCCAAUCAGACGAGCCUCUGGGACAUCAGUUCUUCCUUUUUCUUUGCCGGGACUGUUAUCACCACCAUCGGAUUCGGGAACAUCUCUCCUCACACGGAAGGCGGGCGGAUCUUCUGUAUAAUCUACGCUGUGCUCGGGAUUCCCCUGUUUGGAUUCCUAUUGGCCGGCGUCGGGGACCAGCUGGGGACGAUUUUUGGGAAGGGGAUCGCCAAAGUAGAGAAGAUGAUUGUGAAGUGGAAGGUCAGCCAGACGAAGAUCCGCGUCACAUCCACGCUGAUCUUCAUCCUGUUUGGGUGCCUCAUCUUCGUGGCUCUGCCAGUCGUCAUCUUCAAGCACAUAGAGGGCUGGAGCACGCUGGAGUCCAUCUACUUCGUCGUCAUCACCCUCACCACCAUCGGCUUUGGGGACUUUGUCGCCGGUGAAAAAGGCGGGGCUGAGAAUCCGGAGUUCCUGAACUACUACAAGCCCGUGGUGUUGUUCUGGAUCCUGGUGGGCCUGGCGUACUUUGCCGCUGUGCUCAGUAUGAUCGGAGACUGGUUCCGGGUCAUCUCCAAGAAAACUAAAGAAGAGGUCGGCGAGUUUCGAGCCCACGCGGCCGAAUGGACGGCGAACGUGUCGGCGGAGUUCAAGGAGACCCGGCGGCGGCUCAGCGUCGACAUCUACGACAAGUUCCAGCGCGCCGCGUCCAUCAAGCGCAAGCUGUCGUCCGAGCUGGGAAUGAACCCGUCCCUCAACCAGGAGAUGACCCCCGGCAGGAGAGCCAUGUCCACCAGCCUGUGUGAGGACAGGGAGGCCUACCCCAACUUGACCCUGUCCCUCAGUCCCAUCUCGGGGCGCCUGGCCCGAAGCGGCAGCCUCUACCUGAACGGCCUCAGUCCGGACUACGCCGACCGGCGGGAGGUCGCCAUCAUCGAGCACCUGAAGUGAGCAGCGGCGCCGAGGACCUGCAAGGCAGCGCAGUGAAAUGCAUUCUGGAAGCGGACAGAGCUUUGAAAAAAAAAAAAUACCGCAAACACACUUUUUGGGCUUAUUGAUUGGCCGUCUGAUUUGGCUGCAGGCAUCGGUUGGGAAACCUUGAAAAAGGGGCCCAACCGCGGAUCAGCUGUCGAGACGCGUACUUGAUGUGAUAGUAGAUUUAAGAACUCGAAAGGAAACGGAAGGAUGUGCUCCUUCAUCCGGUUGUGUGGGGAGGCAAACAACUUCCUUUUUUUUUUCCAAAAGCGUCCAACCUGAUUGACAGCCGGAGGUGGAGCGAACGAUUGCACUCGAGAGACGUGGGUUCCUGGGAAACGCCCCCCGCGAUACGAAAGGCCCCCGAGUUGAGGUCGCCUCGGACCGGACUCCUGCCUGUAAGCACACAUGAACAAACGCAUUCCUCAAACUUAGCAAGUCAUAGAUGUGCUCAUCUCUCGUCAAAUUACCUUAGAAUCUGCAUCAGAUAAAGAGGAUCCAUAACAACACUCAACAACGAAUGCUUCUUCUUCAGCAGUACUGUGCUGACAUCAAUGAAUGUGGCUUUUUUUCCCCCUUCAGUUUAUGCUUCUUCCAGUAUGAAUUCAUACGCCUUUCAUUUGCCUGUCUGUCAGAGUGCCCUCGCUAAAGAGACGAAAGUUGCCUUUUUUUGUUGUUGUUGCUGCUCCACGACUGACAUUCAGCCCUUCACCCUGAGGAAUAACCCACUUGUGCCUUUCUGGAAAACCCCACGGAACAUGCGAGGAUGAUGAUGCAUGAAGAAUGGAGCUGUCCACUCAUGCUAGUUAAAUAUGAGCACAUUGGCAACAAAGGCGUUUUUAUUCAUCUCUUUUACGAGGAAUCCACGGUUUGCAUGGAUCUGUUUUCUUAAUAACUCGGACAAUGCCACUUUGGUCCGUCAUUGUGAUUCAUCCAUUUCCCGCCAGUCCCAACGUGCAGAAGAGUUAACCACACAGUGCCAGACUCACUGGUCCGACCUCCUUCUCCCUCAUACCAAAGCAAGAUCCCGUUUUUUCUCACUGAAGAACCGGAUCUUCGGUGUCAUCAAAGCAUCAGAAGUGCUUUCAUUUUUUUUUUUUUUUUUUAAAUUGUACUCCCUGUAUUUUUUUGCUCGUGAAAUUGAAAAAUGCCCCUCGAUGCGUCAGCACUGUGUUCUUUUCCAAGUGGAAAUGAAUCCUGGCAUGUGUGCUGCUGUAGCAAUGACAGCCCUGGGUGUGAGGCGCAUCCUCAGCUUACUGCCUUUAAGUCGCAGCUCGCAACACCACCUACAAAGUUCAGGAAUGUCUCUUUAGUCUCUUCAUUUUCAGGAGAUUUAUUGUCCUUUAUAACUCUAACUUGUCGAGACUUUUUGCCGGUUGCAUUGAUUCAAGCAAAUGCCUCUCUUUGGCUGAUUUGGCCGAAGAAUAAAGAUAAUGAGCAUGAUAGGAACGUAAUAGCAUGGUACACACCUCGCUUUGAUCAACGACACAGACUAUGGCGUUUUGUUCACGCUUUAAACCUUCCGGGUGGAAUGGUUUUGGAUAAAGUGUAUUAUAUAUUAUAUUCUCAAUACAUCUUUUAGUGCCAUUCAGUUUGUAGCAUUAACAUCUGUUAUAAAUAUGUCAGUGUGAAUACCAGCUGUAUGACAUAUGGGAUAUCGUGUGGAAAAGCUUUUUGCUCGAGGAACCAGUCGCACCAAAUCUUUCUAAGUUCAAGAACUUGGCCUAUACUUUACUACAUUUUAUUAUAUAUAAUAUAAAAUAGAUGAGGCCGAUGUUACGCGUUCAUGCGAGGAUCAUAAUGUAAGACGUUACCACAACUGCUAAAGAUUAUUUCUUAAUAAUAGUUUUAUUGCUCUCCUCCCAGCUGGCGGGUUCUUAUUGACAGAUUUUUUAAAAACAGUUUGUAAUGACGGCUUCCCAUCAUUUAACAAACCAUCUGGUGCGCCGGGUAAAAACAACUCAAUGCCAACACAGUUAGACUAAAAAACCAAACAAUGCCGGCUCAAUUAGCCUCAUCUGAUGCCCCCCCCCCCCCCCUCCCACAUUCUGAAAUGCCUUUACAUGCUAUUUAUUCUGAAAGACAUUAACCCUCAAAUGCAUGUAUACAUAAAGUACAUUUACAAGAGAUUGGUUUAAUAAAAGGCAUCACCUGUUUCCUAGUUUGCUUCUGUUCCUUUUCACUGCAAUGUAAGCUGAUAACAACGCAAAUAGGACGGUAAGGAUACAGGACACAUUUCACAUUCCUCAUAGUAUGAACCCAUAUGUACACGUGUUUUUUACUCAAUAGCAUUUAAACAUGGUAUGUCAACGUGCAAUGCACUGAAAGAAAGACUAAAGAAAAGGCGAGGUGCCCGGGGGGGGGGAAAGCGGUCCCAACCUUGAUGCAGCUGGCGGACGAUGUGAUUGACAGCGUCUGAGAGGCGAGAUGUCAGAGCUGAGGAAGUCAAGGAGUGUUGUCGAUGAAGCGUUAUGUAAGAUGUAAGGCACGUGUGAGCAAUACCCGUGCAUGGUUACAGUAUGCGUGUGUGUGUGUGUGUGUGGUGUGUGUGUG
Molecule: messenger RNA, 4078 nt
Organism: Pungitius pungitius (ninespine stickleback)
Lineage: Eukaryota; Metazoa; Chordata; Actinopteri; Perciformes; Gasterosteidae
Product: potassium channel subfamily K member 2-like
Exons: 7
Coding region: 212-1501 (429 amino acids)
Biological process (GO): stabilization of membrane potential; potassium ion transmembrane transport
Cellular component (GO): plasma membrane
Molecular function (GO): outward rectifier potassium channel activity; potassium ion leak channel activity
Source: RefSeq, a predicted model, not a curated record